Molecule: messenger RNA, 5773 nt
Organism: Manduca sexta (tobacco hornworm)
Lineage: Eukaryota; Metazoa; Arthropoda; Insecta; Lepidoptera; Sphingidae
Product: serine/arginine repetitive matrix protein 2
Exons: 13
Coding region: 422-5260 (1612 amino acids)
Biological process (GO): regulation of mRNA splicing, via spliceosome
Cellular component (GO): spliceosomal complex
Molecular function (GO): RNA binding
Source: RefSeq, a predicted model, not a curated record
UGCAAAUUCUAUAUCUCAAUGAAGCUUUAAAUUAAGAAGAGGAUAGUAAAACAUAUUUUACGGAUAGUAUGAAACAUAUUCACUGACGAGGAAAAUCGUACUGAAUUGAUAUUUACUCUGGAUUUGACAAUUGGAAAAAUGGAUUAUACUUUACCUGGAAUUGACUAUACUUACGAAAACUACUAAUUGGAAUACUUACGAAAGACAAUAUAUUAAGAAUUUAAAUUUGAAGAAAAGAAAUACGUAAGACUAGGCAGUAUGGUCGUAAGACUAUAGCCUGUCCUAUAAGGACGAAUUAUAAAAAAAAAAAAAAAAAGAAUAUAACGCCAUAUUUGUUUGAUGAAAAGUUAUUAUUCAAUUUUUUCACUUGGAAAUAUUAAUUAAUUAAAUAAUAAUUUGCGUUACAUUCAAUAUAUUCGAUAUGUUAAUAAAAAUACAGGGCUUGCCAUUCAAGACCAAGUAUCAGGAUGUAAAACUUUUGGUUCGGAGUGAGUGCACAAUAACUGAUUUUAAACUGGACAAUCUCGUGGUGGACAGCGAUGGAACAAAGAAAGUUCUAGUGACAGUGGGAAACGAGGCUGAAGCGUUCUGUUUAAUCAAAUGUUUAAAUGGUUACCGCAUGUCCAACUGUGUUCUGGGAGUUGAAGCUAUUUCCACGCCGAAAGCCGCCGAAGUGCAUCAACCCCAAAACACAUACGAACAGAGACCUGGGCAGAAGUACCCACCACAAACUAGGAACGAUUAUCCCAAUCAAAUGGCGAAUGAUUACAACCGUGGACCACCCAAUUACGGACAAUCCUCACAUAACGUGGGGCCACAGAGACCAGUGGAACCAAUGGGAGGGAGAAAUGAAGGGUGGAACUCUGGAACUCCGUCUAGUAAUCAGUGGAGUCAUAAUCCAACAAAUAACCCACAAGGAUCGCAAAAUACUGGGUUUCCUGGAACACCAAUUUAUCCUCAACAUCCAUCUGUACCACAAAGGAUGAAUAACAGUUCAUAUGCUGCUAACAGGCCGCAACAAAGUCCCAACUAUGGCUAUACGCCCAAAAGCAACAUGCCAGAUUCAGGGAAUACGCACUCGCGUCAGGACAUGCGCAAUAUUGAAGCACCGUCGACCCACAACGCCGCGGCCGGUAGCAGAUACCCGGCCAGUUUUCAUCAAGAUAAACCGAUAACAAUAAUGAAGGACAACUUUCAAGGUCCCACGAUGUACCAAAUGGGUAGCAAUCCUGGGUCUUAUCCGGGCGCGACUCGUGGUACACCUGCAAUUUGGAAUCAGGGUCAAGAACCGAAAAGUCAAGGGUAUCCAAAAUCAAAUCCACUACCAUACGAGAAAUAUGAUGAUGACAGAAGGCAUUCUCAACUCGACAAGCGGUCUGAUGGGAAAAUACCGCAAGACGGCGUCAGGGUGGCCGUGUACAAAGACUACGAGAAGUCCCGUCAGUUCUCGCCUGGCAGGCGAGUUGCGACUCGAAAUACAUCUCCAUCUAUGAAGAAAAGAGGUCCGUCGCCUCCAGCGUCUUCUCACAGAGAAAUGUUGGCCCGGCGCCUAGCUUCGCCUGAGAGGAAAAUAUCGCCUAUGGGUGCAGCAAUGUCUGGCAGGAUAUCUCCGCCUAUUAGGAAUAUGUCGCCACCAGGCCGAAGAGUUUCGCCGUCUGGUAGGUGGGUGUCGGCGCGGCCAACGUCACCGCACGGAAGACGACCUUCUCCGUCUGGGCGGCGACCUUCUCCCUCAGGAAGGCGACCUUCUCCAUCAGGAAGGCGACCUUCUCCAUCAGCGAGGCGACCUUCUCCUUCAGGGAGGCGGCCUUCUCCAAUGGGAGGGCGGGUUUUGACGCCAAGGAUGGCUUCUCCAUCAGGACGUAGGAUGUCUCCGUCAGGACGUAGGGUGUCACCAGGCAGGCGGCCACAGUCGCUAGAGAGGCGACCAGGGUCUGGUAGGAGAAUGUCGCCGCAGCGUGCAGGCAGGCAUGUUUCGCCACCUGGCAGACGAGGGUCACCAUCUGAGAGGAGGAUGUCGCCUGGCGACAGACGCAUGUUAGACAGACGCGAGUCUCCAAGAAGGCUGGCGGCGCAGAAGCGAGGCUCGCCGGGACGCCGCCUCGACUCCCCGCCCCCGGGCUCCGGCGCCGGCGCUAGACAAGUCUCCAGGUACUCGCCAAGACGUCAUCAUGACGACAAAAUUGUGGACCCCAAAAUGGAUAUGGACGUUGCUAAGGGCAAGCAAGUGAGGCCUGCGUACGAGAGUCAGGCAUCAAGCCAGGCUAUGUACUCAGGUGGGUAUCGGCAAAGCUUGAAAGAAAACGUUGGGUACCCAAUGUCUGGUGCACGACAGCCGGAGCAGCGAAUGUCUCCGUGGCAUCAAGAGAGGGACAAAAAUACCUACCCACCUAUGAAGAAAGAAGACGAUAGAAGAGACAUCAAUGAGAAACGUCAUUCAAGGCAGUCCCGCUCUCCUGUUCAUCGUGAUCGAUCUCCCAUCAGAGACCAUUAUAGGACUAAUUCGCCAGUGUCACGCUCGCCGCGCCGCUCGUGGGCGCUGGAGAAACGGCCCUACGGUCGCAGCCCCGAAGCAACAGAAGCUCCACCUCCCCCGAUAUGGCCCGGAAAGAACUCUCGUGAAGACGACACCUACAAAAACAAAUUCAGUAGUCACGAGGACGUUCCUAAACAUCCAACUGUGUGGGAACGUCCACCGAUGAAAUUAGAAGACCCAAAACGCGACGAAUCACGCCGCUCUGGUGAAGACAAGGCACGCGGUCGUGGUGCGUUCGAUCCAAACCAAAGGGAGCCGAAGUUCAACCCUCGUCACGACUUCGAAGACGGGCGUAAAGAAGAAUACCAGCGUCAGCGAGACAUGGCACGAAGGUCGGCUGAAAGACGAGACUACCGAGAAGGUCAUCCGAAAAUGCACGAGGAGAGCCGCUAUGACGACUAUCGACGAUUGAGGUCGCCGGGACGCGAAGAACCCAAGAAACCAGAGUUUCAUAAAGAAUUUGAUAAAGACUUUGAAGAUAUAUAUAAAAGAGCACAGGAGUUCAGGAAGAAAGCUGAGCAGCUGCGCAGGUCCGGCGACAGUAGGCGGGAUGACCAUGACGACGAGCGACGCGAGCCACACAGGGAAGAGAAGUAUGAUCGCCGCCGAGAUAACUCGCCCCAUCGACACGCGGACAUGGACCGGCAUGAACGAGAACCCGACCGACGUUACGAGGAUCCCAAAUACAAAGAAAGGGAUCCGAGGGACAGGGAGCCAGAAUGGAAACUAGUCGACAAAAUGAAAAAGUACCCGUUGAUGCCGCACGUGAAAGCUAAGCGGGAAAAAGCGGCCGACGAACUUCUAGAAAAGAUUAUGCACAAGUACAAGCAAAUAGCUGAUUUAAACGAAGAUCAAAAGAAGAGAGUGGCGGAAGAGUUAAAGUUGGGACUGUCGAGGAUGUUCACGGACAUGUUUGGGGAUACGGAUGUGUCGUUCAUAGAGAUAGUGAUCAAGUACCAGGCGAAAGUGAGCGCCAAACAGGAGGAGGCGAUGGUGCGGGAAGUGCUUGAGUGUUUGCCGUCCAUGUUCAGAAGGGGCAAGAGGUCGGCGCCAGAACCCGAAGGCUCGUCAAAGAUGGCGCGCUAUUCUCCGCAGUCCGCCAUGAAAGAAGACGAAGCAGAUGAAAAAUGCAACAAUUCGCACGUUCCAGAUUGGAAUAUGAACGUGGAACAACCGGCUAAAAGCGGUUUCAUGGCGCAAAAGGGAAUGGUGAAUUUGCCUCCGCCGCAACUGGUGGCGCCCCAGCUGGCCGCGCCGCCGUACGCCAGUUUUGGUCCGUCUGCCGCGGCGCAGUUUGUCACUCCACAGAUGGUUUCACAGAUGAUGGUUCCCCUCACGAUGCCGAUGGUACAGUUCGUACCAACAUUCCCACAGAAUCAAUUCGAAGGAAAUCAAGACAGACAAACAUUCAAUUCGCAUACAGACGAACACAAACUCUUCUUGUGCAAAGACGAUUUUGAACCUUUCACAGAUGUGCAAGCCCAGCUCCUGAAAAGUUUCUUGAUAUCACAAAUCGUCAAGGUAACGGAAACUUCACAGGGCUGGGCGCCGGAUCUGACUCUGAAAGGGAUAAACACGAUCCAACGGUACGAAAUUUCUAGUAGAGACGAAGCGUCUAAAGACUGGCUUGUUAAUCUAGAUUUCAGCGAUUUCAAACUAUUCCGCGUGUUAGUUUACACUGAUGAAGAACUUUGGUACGAACGCGCCGCCAUCUGGCUGCCCGGCCAUUCCAGAUGUCGCAGUAUCGAGCCCCUUGAUAAGCUCAAACUGCAGAAUCGGAAAUUGGAAGGCGUCAAUAUAGGUAAGUGGAAGUUUGUGAAGAAAGUAGUUAACAUGAAAGGCACGCGGCUGUAUGUAGACAUGCCGCCGUCUUCCACCUGCGCUCUCGAGAAACACAAAAUGAUGCUCAGCUACGAACUGCAGAAGGUCAACGUUAUACUCAAAGCCGUUGCGGUUGACAAAGAUGCUUUCGAUGCUGGACUAAAGGAGGUGUCCAUGAACCCAAUGAUGUUGACGACCGCGAUCCAGAACGCACCGAUGCCGUCGCUCUCUCACGAUCCUGGAGCAGUGCAACUCACCCUAAAAGGCAACAAAACUAUAAGUAUUGACGAAGCGCGUAAACUCAAGGAGUGUAUAAUAUAUCACCUAUUUAGAUAUCUUCAAAGUGGCGGAACGAGUCGGGUAGACUUUGUCAAAUACGGUAGUCUGCCGCCGAACCAUUUCGGUGUAGUUCCAGAGAAUCCCGAGUCCAAAAGGUGGUUGCUGUCGACGCAAUUCGGCAAGGUGAACCGUUCACUUAUAGUCGUGGUAGGAGGUGACGAAUCGAAUGUUAAGUAUUUCAGGAUGUACAUGCAUUUGCCGGUUGAAUGUCCUUUGAACGCCAACUUGGCGAUAGAGCGGUUGCGUAGAAGUAACCAGGGUGUGAAAGGGAUCAACUUUAAUCUUUGGAAGGCGUUGAAUAGGAUGACAACGCUAGAAAAGAAAAAGCAUACGUUGGACGUGAAGAUUGACUUGGAGUCAGUGGAAACAUUGAGGACGUUGAACUUCCAGUUGGAUUACGUGGAUGAUAAAAACAACCAGCAGAUAGUCAUGGUGAACAGUCGACACACUUCACAGCAACUGCACGAUAUGAUUAAGGCGUACAGGGAUGAAAUGAGAGACAGUUACGAUAUCGCGAACAUGGAUUUGGGGUCUAGCGAUGAAGACGUUAUAUGUUUGGAUUAAGGUCUGUUUUACAAUGUUAAGUUUUUACCUUUAGAUAACGUAUAACGCAGUUAAUGUGGAUAGUACACUUUUGAUAACUAUUUAUUUGGUGCAUAGCUGUUCAUGUGAUUUUUGAAUUUGGUCGUCUUAUUUUUUAUGAGUAGCAUUUAGUCAGGAAACCAGCACUUGAUGUAUUUCUGUAAUUCGAUGGUUUACUUCAGAAUUUCUACACAAUACGGUUAUGCUAAUCAUUAAAGACUUGAUUAUGUGGAUUUGCAUAUUUUAGACGUUAAGACAAGAACCAAACGUUGCAGGGUUUAGAAUUGCGAUUUGGCAUCGAAAAACCAGCUUUACCAGCAAGACCUAAGUCGCGUUUCAACUUGCAAAUCGAUCAAGACUUUUAAAAUAUAUUUCGUCUUCAUUAUUCGUGAAGUCUUACUUCAGUAAAACAUUAUCAUAGAUUUUAAGGAUUGUUUCUGUAACGACAAGUUUCUAGACGUAUUCUAAGGGAAUAAAUUUUUGCGUUUAUUUUGU